Molecule: messenger RNA, 837 nt
Organism: Ciona intestinalis (vase tunicate)
Lineage: Eukaryota; Metazoa; Chordata; Ascidiacea; Phlebobranchia; Cionidae
Source: RefSeq, a predicted model, not a curated record
AUGCAGGGAAAUGUAAUUCAAGCUAAGGGUUCAACAUAUACGAGUGAUUUAUUAAAAGCAUUGCCAGAGUGUAAAACAGAAACUGGCAUGUCAGAAAGAUCGUUUAAAAACAAAGCUGGUUACCAAAGUGGAUUUUAUCUGAACGGUCAGUGGCGUUCUCUUCAAUGCAAACCACGCCUUACCCCGUUGUCACCUGAACAAUGUUUAAAAAAUAAAGUGAUUUGUUGUCUUGGCGAUUCUACUAUGAGGCAAUGGUAUUUUGCAUUAAGGAAAUAUCUAAAACUAAAUGACAACCCGACCAAAAUGCGAAGAAAACCUAACCAGCAAAUUUGGCAAGUUCCCCGCGUUGGGUACCGACCUAGUCACAACAUAACUGUCUAUUACAGAGCCCAUGGGCUACCUUUGCAUAACCAUGGACCUCCAGAGUCACAAACUUUUAUUGUGGAUACUUUGAAAGAAAUCGGCACGGCUAACGGGGAAAAUACUUUCGUUGUGAUAAAUCUAGCUUUACAUUUCCAACUGGUAGACCCUAUCUUCUACAUACAAAGAUUACAAGCUGUAAGGAGUGCUAUACUUGAACUCCAGCGACGCACACCUGGUGUUAGAGUAUUUAUACGCGGUUGCAUCAGACAUAGAAAUACAAUAAAAGUUGUGCCAACAGAAUGGUAUAGUUAUAGACUUAACAACAUCCUCCGAAAAACAUUCGCAUCGUUACCGGGUGUAGGUUUUAUUGAUGUGUGGUCCAUGACAACUGUGUUCCCGAACCUUGGAGAUAUACAUCCCACAGCCAAAAGAGUUUUGGAUCAUGUGCGACUGUUUAUGUCAUACUUCUGUUAA